Messenger RNA from Lactuca sativa (garden lettuce), 1132 nucleotides. RefSeq lists its product as uncharacterized. NCBI's taxonomy places the organism in Eukaryota, Viridiplantae, Streptophyta, Magnoliopsida, Asterales, Asteraceae. The record is from RefSeq and is a predicted model, not a curated record.
AAUACACACCCCAUUCUCAAAACCUUUCCAUUCCAACCCAAGAAGAAAACAACACCACCAAAAAUGGCCAUCACUCUCCUUGUUACCCUAACAACUACUCGACCAAAGCCUUUCAUCGACUAAAAACUCCAUUAACGAAUCUACAAUCGACCACUGAAUCCUAUCCAUGGACUCAAAACAAGUAUCGAAGAUGAAAUCUUUCGAUAUCAAACUGGAAAAGACCAACGCCAUUUUGAAGUACAAGAGGCUUCACACAAUCACGACUCUGUUCCGAUUCAUGGAGAUGAUUGUUUUUCUCGUCAUGAUUUCGUCUCAACUACCGUUUUCCUUUUCCGUUAAAGUUUUUGGUGAUUAUUUCAGAGGAAUCACUUUCUCGGCAUUUAGCCCUAAACUCGUCUUCUUGAUCGGAAACGUGAUAAUACUGAUUCUGUUUUUGAAAUCUCGAGCUUCUGAAAACAACGAUGGCGACAAAAUUGAGGAUUUAUGCUACGAAUACGUUAACAGCUGCGAGAGAAACGUAGUAAAUAGUACUACUGUAACUGUUCUUCCUCCUCCUCCUCCUCCUCCUUCUCCUACUCCUACUACUACUACUGCGGCUGCUGUCAUUAUUCCGAGUAACAGAAGGAAGAUUUCGAGAUGCCGAUCGGAGAAUCCGAUAAGAGUAGAAUGCAAAGAGAAUCAAACUCACCGGGAACUGAGGCGGUCGGCGACGGAGAUGGGCAGAUCGAAGAACUGCGAUAGGGCGGCGGAGAGGGAGAAGAGUUAUUUGGAGGAUGAAUUGAGCUGCGAAGAUUUCCGGCGAACGGUGGAGGCUUUUAUCGCGAGACAACAGAAGAUCUUGAGAGAUGAAGAGUUCUCUCCCAUGGUGUAUAUCGAGUCAUAGAAGCAUAGACUUUGAUUUAAAAAGAAUUUUUGUUUUUAUGUUUUCGCAAAAGAACAAAAAAGAAAAAGAGAAAUCUAAAACACCACUUGGAUAAAGAGUCUAUACGAGUCAAGUUUUAUUGAGCUCGUGUGAGUUAUAUUUUAUUCAGUUUUUGAGUGCACGAGUUGAGUUUUUAGAUAUUAUGUAUGUAUGUAUGUAUGUAUGUGUAAAUAUUUUUGGCUUGAAUCCAAUCAAAUUUGUACUGUUAAA